Messenger RNA from Orussus abietinus, 1971 nucleotides. Its product is annotated as nucleolar complex protein 4 homolog A. The transcript has 6 exons. Gene Ontology annotation, biological process: ribosome biogenesis. Bases 1 to 1542 code for a protein of 513 amino acids. Gene Ontology annotation, cellular component: small-subunit processome; nucleolus; Noc4p-Nop14p complex. Lineage: Eukaryota; Metazoa; Arthropoda; Insecta; Hymenoptera; Orussidae. The record is from RefSeq and is a predicted model, not a curated record.
AUGGCGGCCGCAGUAAUCCCCGGCGGCUGUUCUGCUGAAAAAGCUACUUCAAAACUUUUGCGUCAAAAGACUCGGGAAUUCCUUGCCUCAAGAAAGCAUGCCAAUAAUUUAAUUGACAUAAUUAAUUACUGGGAUGAAGCCCCCACGUCGUGUAUUCUUAAUUUGGAGAAGAUAUUCGUCGAAAUACUUAGACGGGGUGACAUGUAUCAAGAACAAACGAUAACACUCACCAUUUCAGAUCCACAUCCCGAGUCGCGUUAUAUCAACUGGCUGCAAAAUUGCUAUAAAGAAGUUUGGGAUAAAGUUUUGCUAUCGAUUGAGAGCAGUUAUCCAGUGGUUCAGUCCCAAGCUCUAGCUACUGCCUUAAAAUUAAUAGCCGAAGAAGGCAAAGCGCCUUUGGAGCCAACUGGAAAUCUAGAGUAUUAUUUUCCUUUACAUCGAUUGAAACCCGUUUUGAUGAGGCUGCUCUCCCCUGAAAAGGAUAACAUGGACUUAAUAGCCAGAUUUCAAGAAGUAUCUAGCUACUCGGAUGCUUUGUACUAUACUUGGAAGUGUCUUCCUUCAUUAACUCCAAAGCGACAACCACAAGAAGUUUAUAUAAGGAAUUUAUUACAUCUUAUACAUAGAUUACCUCUGCCAAAAGAUGGAGAAGGAAGUGAAAGUUCUGAAACUUGUGAAUUAUUUUGUGGCCCUCAGCAAGCAUGUGGUGGUUUUGUAUGGGAUCAGCAAAGUGCCAAACGAGCUCUCAAUAAAGUUUGGGCUUGUAUUAUGCAUUGGGAAUUGACUCCACAGUUGCAUAAAAAACUUUUAAUAGUUUUACUAGAAGAUGUUAUGCCUCAUUUAGAGAAGCCAUUAUUAAUGACAGAUUUUCUUAUGGAUUCCUUGGAUACCAAUGGGCCUAUUGGUAUUCUUGCCCUUCAUGGUGUAUUUAUUCUGGUGACAAAGUAUAAUUUGGAGUACCCUAACAUUUUUAUGAAGCUUUAUUCUAUGUUUGAACCAGAAAUCUUUCACACCAAAUAUAAAGCUCGUUUAUUUUAUUUAUCAGACCUAUUUUUAAGUUCAACACAUUUACCUGAAGCUUUAGUGGCAGCUUUUGCAAAAAGACUUGCACGUUUAGCACUUGUAGCACCUGUGGAAGAUAUAUUAGUUAUUUUACUCUUCAUUGGAAAUCUUUUACUAAGACAUCCAGGAUUAAAAUGUCUAAUUGACUGUCCAGAAGGUGGUGAUAGUAGUGGAGAUCCGUUUCUUAUGGAGGAACGCGAUCCACUUCUUAGUAAUGCCCUUCAAAGCAGCCUUUGGGAGAUUAAAUCUCUUCAGCAACAUUGCUUACCUUGUGUUGUAACUGCAGCGCAAUUUAUUGAAGGACCAUUGCCAUCGGUAGAGCACAACUUAGCAUCUGCUUUAAAGUGCCCAAGUGGUCAACUGUUUGAACGUGAAAUAAAUAAAAAAGUUGAAGAUAUUAUGAUAAACUUUGAAAGAUCAACCUCGAUGACUUUACCCAAAGGAGAGCGAUUGUUGAAGUAUUGGGAUUUUAUGCAAUGAUUUCUAAUAACAGUAAGAUUUUUGGAAUUGUAUGCUGCACUCACCUGAUGAAACACGUUAUGGGAUCAGUGUAAUAUGCUACCACUUUAAAGACGCGUGACGAAAAGUAAUUAAGUAUGAGUGAAUAAACGACUUAAGAACCUCAUGAAGAAUGAAACCUCUUCUUGCAAGUACUGAACAAGAAUAUUUUCUUGGUGAUAAAUUUACAUUGGCAAAUUUCUUGUUUGAAAUGUUUUAUUUCACAUUAAAUACUGUAGAAUAAUACGAGCGCAAUAUACCAAUUGAAAAAUAAUACUAAAUUAGUUACAAUGUGAAAGAACAAGUUAUUGGCUCAUAGCUGUUACUCUACACGAAGUUUGUCAUAUCAAAUCAUUUAUACGCAUAAAUGUGAGAUAAUAAAAUAAAAAUUUAAUUUAAUAACAAAAUCAA